Molecule: messenger RNA, 3513 nt
Organism: Penicillium chermesinum
Lineage: Eukaryota; Fungi; Ascomycota; Eurotiomycetes; Eurotiales; Aspergillaceae
Exons: 3
Coding region: 1-3513 (1170 amino acids)
Cellular component (GO): nucleus
Molecular function (GO): ATP binding; ATP hydrolysis activity; DNA binding
Source: RefSeq, a predicted model, not a curated record
AUGGACACCGUUGUAUCCCCGCCGCAAGGUAUGGGACAUGGAGAGCCGCAGACUAUCCAUCCAUUCUUUCAACAAGGUACGAGAGCUAUGAUUUGGGGUGCCUGGUCAGCUAAACUUACCGGUGGAAUAACGGCUUCACAGGCUAUGGGGGGUUUGCCGCGAUCAGUCCCGUCAAACGAGCCUGCAAACGUCUUGACUGCACCCAACCCAAACUCCUCAAACCAUACCCAUUUGCCAGAACAACCGACCUCACUUGCCUCGAAACCUCGAAGAUCAAGCUCGCCUGCCCCCGAAGCCAUGGAAAUACAGCCCCCGUCCCCAAAAAGUCCCGAAGAAGACCUCAAUUCUAGCCGGAGGAAGAGGCGAAAGACAGAAAAAUCCAAGAAGGCUGAUCGAGACGCACCGCUCAGAGCCGGGUUGUCAGAAUGGCUAGGAAAGGAAAUCGCUCCACCACGCCCCUCGGCUGAUACUCCAGUUGUCCCAACUGCAACCAAGAUAUCGGAUAUUGAGCUGCCAGCUACAUCAACUCUCCCUGGUCCCGAAGAACCACAGCAAGGUCAACCGAUUACCACCUCGAACCAAGUUCCCUCGGCGGAGCCCACAAUACCGGCAGCGCAAUCCGACAAGGAAAGAAAAACACUAAGACUAAAUUCCAACGGACGGUUAUUGAGCUCUCCUCCUGUUGCAAUCGCCAGACCUCGGUGCAUCGAUCAAUGCAAUCCUCAGGGGCGAGAAAACACAUACUCCACCACCCCUGCUCCCCCUGCUCGCCCAGCCAACAUCGAACAGAAGCCGGCUAAACCAACUCAUCCCUUCUUCGCUAAGAAACCGUCGAAACCGCAAGAUAUCAUGUCUGAAAGAAGCGAUGAUACUGCACAAGACUUGCCCGAGCAAAACACACACUCGGAGCCGGUUGCCAAGAAGGUCAUCAAGCCUCUUGUAACAACGUUUCCAUCCUCCCGGCCUCGAAAACCCAAAUUCCAGGAGCUUUUACAUCCCCUUUGGCCUACACGAGAUCUUUUCCAUGUGAGUGGAAUCGAGCCUUGUCGGCAGCUACGAGGAGAUGGAGCUAUGCCUUCCACUCAAGAUUACAAGAAAUCAAAAUUGGCAGCAGUCAGCGUGACCGAUGAGGAAAAUGCAUUACUCAGAAGCACCGCCCUUGCACGCAAGAUUGGAGGAUUUUAUAGCUCAAGCGAGAGCGCUCCUUCUCUUCUUCGGCAUCCCACUCGAUCCACCGCGAGCGGAAGAACUAUCAAGGAGGCAGUUCUUGCCCAGCUAGCCACUUCGACGGUUGCAGAUGCAAGUCGUGUACCUGUGAUAUCGAAGCUCGCUGCUGUGUUACCAGAAAAAUAUUCAGCCUUUGAUUCUGGCAAGCAUGAACACCAACUGUGGGCACAUAAGUACGCUCCUCAGACCGCCGAAGACGUGCUUCAGAUGGGACGAGAAGCUUAUAUUCUACGCGAUUGGCUUGAGCAUCUCAAAGUAACAUCAGUGGACACUGGCAAGGCUUCAACUGGAAUCAAUGGCCAAAGGCCUAGGAAAGACAAGAAGAAGAAAAAGAAGCAGAAGCAGAAGGACGGGCUUGAUGAUUUCAUUGUUUCUAGUGAAGAAGAAGCAUCGGAGAUGGAUAAUAUUUCUGGCUCGGAAGAUGAGCUUGCGGGUGAUGUCACAGUUUCUUCGCACAGAACUGUCAUCCGACCAGGCGACAGAGGGCUUUCCUCUCAACAUGACGGGGAGAAACCCCGAAUCACAAACGCAAUUCUGCUGAGCGGUCCUUCAGGUUCCGGUAAAACUGCUUCAGUGUAUGCAGUUGCUAAAGAGCUAGACUAUGAGGUUUUUGAAAUCAACCCAGGCAGUCGCCGUAGUGCGCGGGACAUGCUGGAAAGAGUCGGUGACAUGACGCAAAAUCAUUUAGUUCACCUCCUGAACGACAAUGGCGAGGUCUCUGUCAAAACCAAGGAUUCUGGUGUGGUAGAUGAUUCGAAACAAAAUAAAUUAGUGAGCUUCUUCAAAGGUCCGCCUACGAAGGCCCCCCAAACACCGCAGAUGGACACGAAGCCGGGGGGUGAGCCUCCUUUGACAAAGCGAUCCCGGGAGCAGAAACAGUCCCUCAUUCUGUUGGAGGAAGCAGAUAUCCUGUUUGAGGAAGACAAACAGUUUUGGACAGGAGUACUUACCCUGAUCAGCCAAUCACGGCGGCCAAUAAUCAUCACCUGCAAUGAUGAAAGCCGUCUUCCUACCCAGGACAUGUCGUUACAUGCUAUCCUGCGUUACCAGAGGCCCCCUCCCGAACUUGCUGUCGAUUAUCUUCUCCUGGUAGCUGCUUGUGAAGGGCACCUGUUGAAGCGUAGUGCUUUGGCAAAGCUUUAUAAUGGCACUGGCUUUGACAUUCGAAGAGCGCUGGCAGACCUCAAUUUCUGGUGUCAAAUGGCAGUGGGAAGCACCAAAUCAGGACUGGACUGGUUUCUGCCUCUGUGGCCACCAAGCAGUAAUGUCGACCAGAAUGGUGAAAGAGUGCGUGUUCUCAGCUUAAAUACUUAUGAAGCGUAUAUGGGCUGGCUGAACCGUGAUCUUUUCCUGCAAGACGAGCCCCUUGAGGCAGAGACCGAGGCACUGCGCAAUACCUACCAUUGGUGGAGGCUAGGUAUUCAAGAAAUAGAGGAAGCAAGCGGUCAUACCGAUGCUUCGAUGAUGCCGCCUGAGCAUUAUGCCUCGAAAUCCAAGAUGGAGCAACUCGAUAUGCUUAGCCGGGAGGCAGACUACUCCGAAAUGCGAAGUUCCUUGGACAUUCUUUGCUCACGGUGCCCUCUGGGUUCUUCAAAGGAUGUGCUUGAUACAAGUCUACCUCCUAUGCCAACAGCUCAUCGCUCCAACUAUAUUGACGCAUACCCUCUUCUCCAAACCGACCUGGCCCCAGAGUAUAGCGGCUUGAGCGAGUCCAUCGGACUCACUUUCGACACUCUUCUCUCCCGAACAUUCCGCUCACCGACCGAGGAUGUCGAAUUGGACAGCAUCAAUCGAAUCUUCAAAGGCUGGUCGCAAUUAGCCUUUAGCCGGCAAGUAUACCCAUCGGCAAAAGCAGGAUUUCAAAAGGUCUUUGAGCCGAUCAUGCGUGUUCGUUACACUGCAACCCCAGGCCGUCUUGCCCCUUCGUUCGAAAGCAGCCUUUCUCCUAUCACCGAAGAUCUCGCGCCGUACAUCCGAUCCAUCAUGGUAUUCGACGGGCGUCUGAAAGAAUACCGUGACCGCCUGUACGCUGUUUGGGCUCAGGACCAGGGCGGUGGUGACAAGCGUGCGCGUACUACUCGCGCUAGUCGCGCAGCGCUGGAGGGAAGUGACAAGGCUUUCACGCGGAGGGAAAGAUGGUUCCCAGACGACACCAACUACUUCCUUGUGCAGGGCACUGGGAUGCCUGAAUGGCAGCAUGCUUUGUUUCAAAUGGGCCACUUCCACAUACAGCCAGCAGCACCGACCCCCAAUGAGGAAGCGGAGAUGCCAGUUGUACCAGUAUAA